Molecule: messenger RNA, 1104 nt
Organism: Aspergillus mulundensis
Lineage: Eukaryota; Fungi; Ascomycota; Eurotiomycetes; Eurotiales; Aspergillaceae
Product: casein kinase 1 family protein
Exons: 3
Coding region: 1-1104 (367 amino acids)
Biological process (GO): peptidyl-serine phosphorylation; endocytosis; signal transduction
Cellular component (GO): nucleus; cytoplasm
Molecular function (GO): protein serine/threonine kinase activity; ATP binding
Source: RefSeq, a predicted model, not a curated record
AUGACGACUAUGGACCUUCGCGUCGGUAAUAAGUACCGCAUUGGCCGUAAGAUCGGGAGUGGUAGUUUCGGUGACAUUUACCUUGGCACCAACAUCAUUUCUGGGGAGGAAAUAGCCAUCAAGCUGGAAAGCGUCAAAGCCAAGCACCCUCAACUUGAAUAUGAAGCCCGUGUCUACAAGUCUCUCGCCGGUGGUGUUGGUAUUCCGUUCGUUCGCUGGUUCGGUACUGAAUGUGAUUACAACGCCAUGGUAAUUGAUCUCCUCGGACCCAGUCUGGAGGAUCUCUUCAACUUCUGCAACCGGAAGUUCUCGCUCAAGACCGUGCUCCUGCUUGCCGACCAGCUCAUCUCCCGCAUCGAAUAUAUCCACGCCAAGUCUUUCAUUCACCGUGAUAUCAAGCCUGACAACUUUCUGAUGGGUAUCGGUAAGCGUGGAAACCAGGUCAACGUCAUCGAUUUCGGUCUGGCCAAGAAGUACCGGGACCCCAAGACGCACUUCCACAUUCCCUACCGUGAGAACAAGAACUUGACCGGAACGGCCCGUUACGCCAGUAUCAACACUCACCUGGGUGUCGAGCAGUCCCGCCGUGAUGACAUGGAGUCCCUGGGUUACGUUAUGCUUUACUUCUGCCGUGGCACCCUCCCCUGGCAGGGUCUCAAGGCUGCUACCAAGAAGCAGAAGUACGACCGCAUUAUGGAGAAGAAGAUGACGACCCCCACCGAGGUUCUGUGCCGUGGAUUCCCCAACGAGUUCUCCAUCUACCUGAACUACACCCGCUCCCUGCGGUUCGACGACAAGCCGGAUUACUCGUACCUUCGCAAGAUCUUCCGUGAUCUUUUCGUCCGCGAAUCGUUCCAAUACGACUACGUUUUUGACUGGACCGUCUACAAGUACCAGAAGAACGCGGCCAUGAUGUCAGACGCCAAGAAGGACAAGGAUGCUGAAGAGCAGGCCCGCCGCCAGGGUGGAACCAUGCCUCUGCCUGCGACCGGUGCCGCCAAGCCCGGUGCUAUCUCCAGCCAGCGUCGCAAGAUCAUGGAACGUGGAACGCUCGACAACACCCCCGACACCAACCGUGCUGUGGGAGGGAGCGACAGGAUGUGA